AUGAGACUUCUACCGCCCAACUGGGAAGGGAUCCAUCCCGCCUACCCCAGCAGACCUGCCCCGUACAAUGAGUCUGCCCUGACCAAAGCCCCCUUCUGGGCUGGAGGCGCCGGCGCCAUUGUCGCUGGUCUCGCCUUGCUCACAAAACGUUCACCAACCCAAGGUCUCAAGACCGCUGCCUGGACCACCAUUCUCUUCGGUAUCCCUACUGUCGGCAUUGAACGCUACGCCGGCCAUCUCAUCGCCAGACCCUACCUCGAGAGCAAGGGUCUCGAUAUUCCAAAGUCCAAGAUCAUCGAUCGCCCGUUCAGCAUCGAUGCUGACAACUACAUUCUCCUCGGUGGUCUCAUCGGUGUUGGUUGUGCUGCCUCUGUGCGCAAGCCAUGGGCCCUUGCCGGCUGGCAACGCUGGCUAGGUGCUUUCAGCUGUGGCGCCUUUGCCGGCUCCGUCUUCAACCAGGCCUACCAUUUCAACACCCGCACCUCUAUUGCCGAGACCAUCUCAAGACAGCAGGCUCAACGUAACAUGUGGAGAGAAGAUGUCAAGCGUUUUAUUGAGCACAAGGCCAUCCAAGACGCUGGCCUCCGUCCGGAUACCGCACAACAGCCUGGAAUGACUUCAAUGUCCGACAUGCUCAGCAAAAUUGGUGGUGCUCAAAACGCAAUGAUGAAGGAGGCUCAUGCUGCUGCCGAAAAGGCCGCCCAGGUUGCUCAAGAGGAGGACAUCGAUGAGCAAGAUCCACAGCCACACUUCAGUGAGAUGCGCGAAGGAGAGCGUGUCUUCUUCCCCGAACCAAACUACAAGUGGCAGCCUGGUGCUGCAGCUGUCGAACAGAUCGAGUCGCAUAUUCAGAAGCUAAAAGAGAGACGGUCCCGACUGGCAGACGAAGCAUCCAUGUUGUUCUACGAACUUGCUUCCAAGCAAAAUCAAUUGUACAUGACCGACAAGGACGACUGGGAGAGGGAGCAGCGUCGUGUCGAUGCCGAACUCAUGGGACAUCUGCAUACUCAGACUUACCUCGAGAUUUCGCGACUGGAUUGGUGCAUCGCCGACUCGCAAAAGACAAGGCUGCAACUCAAGGCUCUGGAAAAUGGGAAACAAUGGUUGCCUCAAAGGGUCGAGAACCAACCAAAACCGCAACAUGCUCGCCGCCUGCUCGAUGACUUUGACCAUGAGAAUGAGGUUGCACGUGCUGAGAUGGACAUGCUCUCACAGCAGGCUGCGGAUGCCCUGCGGGAUCCAGGACUCGGCGCCAUCGAUAUGAGUACCGGCAAAGUGGUCGAGGACCCCCACUCGCAGAUCAAGAAGGAUCUGCAAGAGCUGAAGCGCGUCCAGAAGGAAUCCGAUAUGAUCCGCGAGGCUAUCAUCAAGCUCAGAAAAGAAAUGGGCGUCGAGAAGAGAGACGAUUAA
Messenger RNA from Aureobasidium namibiae CBS 147.97, 1410 nucleotides. RefSeq lists its product as uncharacterized. NCBI's taxonomy places the organism in Eukaryota, Fungi, Ascomycota, Dothideomycetes, Dothideales, Saccotheciaceae. The transcript has a single exon. The record is from RefSeq and is a predicted model, not a curated record. Bases 1 to 1410 code for a protein of 469 amino acids.